AGUUGCUUGAAAAUUUUUCUUAUAAUUUCCACGCACCGACUUAUCUGUGCCAAUAGCUUAUGUAAAUAAAAACAUACAAGCGCUAGAGCGUGUAAUAGUUAUUAUUAAAAAAUGAAUUUUCUCUACCGACUGCCUUAUUACAUCCUCGAAGUUCCUAAUUUGAAGCUUAAGCGGCCGUCAUGGUUGGUGAAACCCAGUGCAAUGGUUGUUUUUUCCAUGGUGCUGCUCUCUUACUUUUUAAUGACUGGUGGUAUCAUAUAUGAUGUGAUUUUGGAGCCACCCAGUGUUGGUUCUACCACAGAUGAACAUGGCCACAGUAGACCGGUUGCAUUUAUGCCGUAUCGUGUAAAUGGACAGUACAUAAUGGAAGGAUUGGCAUCAAGUUUUUUGUUUACCUUGGGAGGCCUGGGUUUUAUUAUUCUAGAUCAAACACAUAGUCCAUCCAUGCCCAAGUUAACAAGGAUAUUGUUAAUCAGUGUCGGCUUCAUUAGUAUUUUAGUGUCAUUUUUCACAUGCUGGAUAUUUAUGCGAAUGAAACUACCGGGAUAUCUACAAUCAUAAGGAGUAAAAAAACGAUUAAAAUAUUUAACUUUCCAAUACUCUGAUACUUGAAGUGGAAAGUAAA
Molecule: messenger RNA, 625 nt
Organism: Copidosoma floridanum
Lineage: Eukaryota; Metazoa; Arthropoda; Insecta; Hymenoptera; Encyrtidae
Product: oligosaccharyltransferase complex subunit ostc-B
Cellular component (GO): oligosaccharyltransferase complex
Source: RefSeq, a predicted model, not a curated record